GGUCGUCUAGUUGGGCAUCAGGCUGUGAUGACAUACACUGCCGCACGACCAAUCUCGCGUUUGAAAUCAGUUGACAGGACUCGCAGCUCUGGUCAGCGCCAGGUACUCUCUGUAUGUUUACUUGGAGGAGGGUACGAGCUCAGAGAAGCGCGAGCUCAAGGCAAGCGCUGUGCUCCGGUUACCAGUGGCGAUGAUAAAGCUAUUCAGUCAGCCGCGGGCGAAGCACAGAGGACAGAAGAACGGCGGCUGAAGAAAUCAAAACUAAACCUCUGUGAAGAGACGUCGCUUUUUGAUAAGUUAAAUAUUGUAUUAUUAAUUUUUCAUAUAUAUAGUAAUAUUAUAUUUCAAGACUGAGCGCUCGAAUUGCCUGUUUUUUCCUGUGGCAGCUAAGUAUGUGUACAGGGGGAGAGGCAUUCUUGUGGUUGAUAAAAUGCUAAGCUCCACACCUCUGCUCUGCCUCCACCAGCUGCACCAAAGCCCUGUGUGAUGUGGAGCGGGACGCCUGCAUACUAAUGGUGCCCGAACAGGGUGCUUCUCAGGCAGACUAAUGCAGGAGGAGCAGCGUGCCUCUCAGGUAGGCCAAUGCAGGAGGAGCAGCGUGCCUCUCAGACUUAUUCAGCAGAAUUGUGAGAAGAGAGAAAAACACGUGAGUGGAGGAAGAGGACAACCCUGAACAUCCCCUGGCCCCCUUCUGAAACGCACACACACUUGCAAUCAUUGCGGACUGCUCGCACACUCACACUAACUGUGGAUGGACUGCAGCUCUUGAAAAAAAACACUACAGGCAGGGAGGACACUGAUGCCCAUGACCCCACACCUAUCCUCCAGGCUGUCCUCAGGAACCCUGCCUCUCCUCUAAGUUCAGUGUGACCAGACAGAGAGCAGACAACAUGGCUCCAAGCCCCCUCCUCUGGCCCCCGCUGGCAUGGCUGUGUGUGGGGCUGCUGUUGCCCCUGGUGCAGGGCGGGGAGUGCCCGCGGCUGUGUGUGUGUGAGGUGCGCCCCUGGUUCACCCCCCAGUCCACCUACAGGGAGGCGGCCACGGUGGACUGCAACGACCUGCGGCUGACACACAUCCCCUCCAACCUGUCUUCUGACACCCAGGUGCUGCUGCUCCAGAGCAACUCCAUCGCCCACACCAGCGGGGAGCUAGAGGCCCUGUUCAACCUGACAGAGCUGGACCUGUCCCAGAACAACUUCAGCACAAUGGAGGCUGUGGGCCUGGCCAACAUGAACCAGCUUACCACCCUUCACCUGGAGGAGAACCAGAUUAGCCAGCUGCCUGACCACUGCCUGCAGGACCUCAGCAACCUACAGGAGCUCUACAUCAACCACAACCAGAUCAGCACCAUCGCCCCCGGGGCUUUCUCCGGUCUGCAUAGCCUGCUGCGCCUCCACCUCAACUCCAACAGGCUCCGAGUUAUCGACAACCGCUGGUUCGAGGCAACGCCCAACCUGGAGAUCCUGAUGAUCGGAGAGAACCCUGUCAUUGGCAUCCUGGACAUGAACUUCAAGCCACUGGGGAGCCUGAGGAGCCUGGUCCUGGCCUGCAUGGACCUCACUGACAUUCCUGGGAAUGCUCUGGUGGGCCUGGAUAACCUGGAGAGCCUAUCCUUCUACGACAACAAGCUGGUCCGGGUGCCCCAGCUGGCCCUGCAGAAAGUGCCCAACCUGAAAUUCCUGGACCUGAACAAGAACCCAGUGCACAAGAUCCAUGAGGGAGACUUCAGGAACAUGCUGCGUCUGAAGGAGCUUGGUAUCAACAACAUGGCUGACCUGGUAUCCAUCGACUGUUACGCCCUGGACAACCUGCCUGAGCUAACCAAGCUGGAGGCCACUAACAACCCCAAGUUGUCCUACGUGCACCGGAUGGCCUUCAGGGACGUGUCAUCCCUGGAGAGCCUGAUGCUAAACAACAAUGCCCUCAACUCUGUCUACCAGCACACCGUUGAGGCGCUGCCCAACCUCCGCGAGAUCAGCCUGCACAGCAACCCACUACGCUGCGACUGUGUCAUCCAGUGGAUGAGCUCCAACAGGACCAGCGUGCGCUUCAUGGAGCCCCUGGCUAUGCUGUGUACCUCGCCGCCCGAGCUCCGGGGCCAGCGGGUCAGAGAGGUGAAGCUGCCGGACUCCCCAGAGCAGUGCCUGCCCUUCAUCUCCCAGGACACCUUCCCCAGCCACCUGAGCCUUGAGCUGGGCAUGAGUGUCAGCCUGGACUGCAGGGCUAUUGCUGAGCCCGAGCCAGAGAUAUACUGGGUGUCUCCUAUGGGGAGCAAGAUAACAGUGGACACGGUGUCGGAGCGGUACCACCUGAGCAGUGAGGGCACCCUGCGACUGUCCCACGUCCAGGUGAAGGACUCCGGUCGCUACACCUGCAUAGCCCAGAACACAGAGGGCGCCGACACACGCGUCACCACCAUCCGCGUCAAUGGCACCCUGCUGGACAGCGCCGAGGUGAUGAAGAUCUACGUCAAGCAGACCGAGUCCCACUCCAUUCUGGUCUCCUGGAAGAUCAACUCCAACGUCAUGACCUCCAACCUGAAGUGGGCAUCGGCCACCAUGAAGAUUGACAACCCCCACAUCACCUACACUGCACGCGUGCCCGUCGACGUGCACGAGUACAACCUGACCCACCUGCAGCCGGCCACCGAGUACGAGGUGUGCCUCACUGUUUCCAACAUUCACCUGCAGACCCACAAGUCGUGCGUCAACGUGACCACGCGCAGCGUCACCUUCACCCUGGACGUGUUGGACCAGAGACCUAGUGCCGCCCUGUUCGCCGUCAUGGCCACCAUGCUGGCCUUCCUCAGCCUGGCUACUGUGGGGGUGUAUGUGGCCCGGCGCUGGAAGAGGAAGAACUACCACCACUCCCUGAAGAAGUACAUGCAGAAGACCUCCUCCAUCCCCCUCAAUGAGCUCUACCCGCCCCUCAUCAACCUAUGGGAGGCAGACAGUGAGAAGGACAAGGAGGGCGGUACAGAUAGCAAGCCCUCCCCCGUGGACACCACACGCAGCUACUACAUGUGGUGAAGCAGGCCUGGCCCAGGCCACCCCUCCACCAGCACACACAGACACACUUUUGCCAUUUUGGUGCAAAAGUCAUAUAAAAGUCAUAAAACAUUUGUUUUUGUAUUUUUCUGCUUUGCUAACACAUGGCAGAGUGAUAAAGGACAGGAUUUUUAUUAGUAUAGCGUAUCGCCUUUGUUUGACUCUCUCUUUUUCUCUUUUAUCGUUUGGACUAUUCCAAGAUGGCAGCUGUGUCUAGCUUCCAGAUUGUCUUAGUUGCUGCAUUUUAUUUCUGUGAUGCCUUUUUGAUAGCACAGCUUUUUGUCUUGUUGCUGAUGCAGCAACAGGUACUAUUAGUCUAGGUAAAGAUUCCCCUGGCAAUUUUAGGGAUUGCAGUGCUUAUUCUCUCCUUUUGUAAAUCAGGUCAUCUGUUGUGCACUGAAAUGUAAAUGAGUUUGUAUGGACUUCAAUUAAAAGCUGACUGAGGGGAUUAGACUUCGUAUACUGUCUACUGAAUAACUCUAGCGAUUGUACGGUAAUGUUGAAUCAACUAUCAUUUUAAACUAUUUUUUUGUAAUUAGUUUGCUGAUAAAUGUGCUGUAAAACUAGAAAUGUGAAUGUUUGAUAACAUAACUAGGUACAGUAGUAGCUUUUUUUAUUUACUCUUCAAUUAUUUAUUUCUUAUUUGCUCAAGUCUGUUGCUGAACACUUACAUUUGUUGUGAUUUUAACAUGCAAAAUGUUGUAUAUGAGGAAGAAGUUUAAAUAAAUAACAUUUUUGUUUUUUUAAUA
This is a messenger RNA of Oncorhynchus gorbuscha (pink salmon), 3796 nucleotides long. Its product is annotated as leucine-rich repeat neuronal protein 1-like. Gene Ontology annotation, molecular function: protein binding. Bases 891 to 3029 code for a protein of 712 amino acids. The transcript has 3 exons. The record is from RefSeq and is a predicted model, not a curated record. NCBI's taxonomy places the organism in Eukaryota, Metazoa, Chordata, Actinopteri, Salmoniformes, Salmonidae.